AUGGCAGCCACGCCUCCAGUCAACCUCGACAAGCUGCGGCUUGACGACGAACCGCACUCGGACGACGAGAACCAGACGCAACAGUCAGAAUCGAAGCAGACGCACAACGCCUGUCCUGCCCUCACCAGUCCCAGCAACCCCUCUCCUCCCCCCUCCCCGACUAAAACUUCGCCAUCCCCGCACCCGAGUCCCGCCGUCGCCACCCCAGCGCCGAUAUCCGCCAUCCCGCCGAAACCGACAGUCGCCGUUCCUUCCUCGGCCACGGUGCCCGGCCAAGCGGCCAACAACCUCGUCCCCAACUCGACGUCGCCAAACUCGGCCUCAACACAUCCUUCCCUGUCCGUCAGCCCGCAGGCGCAAGCAUCACCUUCCCCGACAUCGCCCCGCGGCCCAGUCGCAGGCUUUACGUCCCCUGCGGCGCGGGCUCAACUCGAGGCUAUGCGCGCCGGAACGCGUGGUUCACCAGCAAUGCCUGUUGCAGGCGAUGUCCGUCCCCCGCCGCCCGGCGCUGCCGUUGGCGCGCAGCGCAUGGUUCGUCCGAUGGGCGGCCCCAUGGGCAUGCGUGCCGUCGGCAACCAGCCGCUUCCCUCAAAGCUGCCCCCGAGUCUGCAGGCCAAGAUGGACGCCGUCUCAGGACGACAUCGCGCAGGUACGCCCGCGGCCCAUACCGCUUUGGGAGGCAUGAAUCCUGCACCCGCUGCGACGUCGAUGAGUGCUCUUCUUCUUCAGCAGGCUAGGCAGGGCGGUGCUGGAGGUGCUGGCGGCGAUGCUGCCGGUGGCUCGCGCCCUGCUGGGCCCAACACUGGCCCUCUCGGUCUCGCUGCUCGUCGGGCCGCCAACCGUCCGCCAAUGACGCUCGGCGGCGCCGCCGGCCGCCCUGCUGCUGGAGCUGGUGGUCUCGCCGCUGCUCGUGCAGGUGUCGGAAUCGCGGGACGUCGCGGACCCCCGGGUGGCCUCAGCCUCGCUCAGAUGGGUGCCUCUACUCAGGACAACCGUUUCGAUGACUUCAGCCGUAUCAUGCAACCCAACGGAACGCUCAAGUUCUCCAAGGCUGUCCUUCACUCUGGCGGCGUCGACUUUGGAGACGGCCAGUCCUUCAAGAUCAACAUGGACGAGAUGGAGGUGCUCGGCGAGCUGGGCAAGGGCAACUAUGGCAGCGUGCAGAAGGUCUUCCACCGCCCGACCACUGUGCCAAUGGCGAUGAAGGAAAUCCGUCUUGAACUCGAUGAGGCUCGUCUGAACAGUAUCAUUGUUGAGCUCGACAUCCUGCACCGUGCCAAGGCCCCGGAAAUCGUCGAGUUCUACGGAGCCUUCACUAUCGAGUCAUGCGUCUACUACUGUAUGGAGUUCAUGGACGCCGGGUCUCUUGACAAGCUCACGGGCAUGGGCCGGUUCCCCAAGGACCAGAAGGAGAUGGACGAGCCGCCAGAGCACGCCGUACCCGAGGAUGUCCUCCGCCGAAUCACGGCAUCCGUUGUCCGCGGACUGCGGUUCCUCAAGGAUGAGCUCAGCGUUAUGCACCGUGACGUGAAGCCGACCAACGUCCUGAUGAACAGCAAGGGAGAGGUCAAGCUCUGCGACUUUGGUGUCUCUGGACAGCUCGAGCGCUCGCUCGCGAAGACAAACAUUGGAUGCCAGAGCUACAUGGCCCCGGAACGUAUCCGUGGCGAGAGCCAGAACCAGCAGUCGACAUACACGGUCUCGUCUGACGUCUGGUCUGUCGGAUUGACUAUCAUCGAGCUUGCGCGCGGAUACUACCCGUACCCGCCCGAGUCGUACUCAAACGUGCUGCUGCAGCUGAGGGCUAUUGUCGACGGUCCGACCCCGACACUGCCCAAGGGUUACAGUGAGGAGGCGCAGGACUUCAUCGCGAAGUGUUUGGUGAAGGACCCGAACGGCCGGCCAACGUACGCGCAGAUGCUCGAGCACCCCUGGCUGCUUAAGGACAAGGACGCGGACGUCGACAUGGCUGGUUGGGUGGCUGGGGCUCUGGAACGACAGGCCAAACGUGGCGUUAUUCCGCUGGAGGAGAUCGAGGCGUAA
This is a messenger RNA of Trichosporon asahii var. asahii CBS 2479, 2043 nucleotides long. Its product is annotated as MAP kinase kinase. The record is from RefSeq and is a predicted model, not a curated record. Bases 1 to 2043 code for a protein of 680 amino acids. The transcript has 4 exons. Gene Ontology annotation, biological process: protein phosphorylation; cellular hyperosmotic response; MAPK cascade. Gene Ontology annotation, molecular function: MAP kinase kinase activity; ATP binding. NCBI's taxonomy places the organism in Eukaryota, Fungi, Basidiomycota, Tremellomycetes, Trichosporonales, Trichosporonaceae.